Messenger RNA from Lucilia sericata (common green bottle fly), 2200 nucleotides. RefSeq names its product akirin. The record is from RefSeq and is a predicted model, not a curated record. The coding region runs from base 266 to 874 and encodes 202 amino acids. The transcript has 4 exons. Gene Ontology annotation, molecular function: transcription coregulator activity. NCBI's taxonomy places the organism in Eukaryota, Metazoa, Arthropoda, Insecta, Diptera, Calliphoridae. Gene Ontology annotation, cellular component: nucleus; chromatin. Gene Ontology annotation, biological process: positive regulation of innate immune response; positive regulation of transcription by RNA polymerase II.
AUUACCAACCUUUACGCAGCCAUAUUGCUUUUUUAGAAGUCUAAAUCCAUUGUCGUUUCGUAUUUUCACACAUUCAAUUUUGAAGAAAAUAUAUAUUUAAAAGCAUUUAAGUAUUUAAAAAAAUACUAUCACAGAAAAACCAAAAAAUAUCCCAACUACUCAAUAGCAAAAAUAAAAAAGUCAUUGAAUAAUCAGUUACAAAAUUAAACUACAAAUAAAUCAUUUCUCUUUGUGCAUCAGAACUUAAACAACAAAUAACACUAACAUGGCUUGUGCAACUUUGAAACGCACUCUUGAUUGGGAAGCUUUAAAUCAACGUCCCACCAAACGUCGGCGUUGUAAUCCUUUUGGACAAGCAGGCGCUAAUGGCUCACCAUCACGUUCAGCUGGCCAUGAUGGCGUCUUACCUGGUUCAUCGAAUCCUCAAUCACCCUCAACACGUUUCGCUCGCGAACCUCAACCCAGUCCGUUUGCUGAGGCCAAUAAUCUAACGAAAAUGUCGCCGGACAAGAUGUCACAGAACAUACGCGAAGAAAUCAAAAGAUUGCACAGACGCAAACAGUUGCCUUUCACAUCGGCCGCCAUUGAACGUAUGCAAGACUCCGAAUCCAGUGGUUCAGAAAUGGGACCAGAUAGUCCCAGACGCCCAGACAGCCCACCAAGUAUGGUCCGUCAUCCAGAAAAGGCAUUAUUUACUUUUAAACAGGUGCAAUUAAUAUGUGAACGUAUGCUUAAGGAACGUGAAGACGAAUUGCGCGAAAAAUACGAUGCUGUACUGACCACAAAACUUGCUGAACAAUAUGAUGCUUUUGUUAAAUUUACUUAUGAUCAGAUUCAAAGACGUUAUGAAGCUGCUCCCAGCUAUCUAUCGUAAUUCGGACCUCAGGCAUACAAUAAGUUCGUAGACGCUAAGGAUUUUUUAGUUUUCCAGUCUUCACUUUAUCGCCCAUUUUUUAAUUAAAUUAAAUCUACGUUCAUUUGUCAUGCUGUUAAUAAAUUGUUUUUUAUAAUUUAUCAAUUAUAUUUAAAUAUUUUGGCAACAGAGUUUUUCGCUGCAAAAAGAUGUUCCACACAACAUUUUGCAAACAAAAAAAAAAAACAAUAAUUAAAUACACAAUUUAAAUUAUUUUUUUGUAAACAAUUAAAAAAUGACACCUCAUUAUACCUGCAGGUAAAUCGUAAAAAACAUAUUUGCAUACCAAUAAUUAUUUUUUAAUAAAUAUAUUAAAAUAAAUAAAAAACAACAAAAAUUACUAUACUGCUACAAUUUGAAUGAUUUAUUAUAAAAAAAUAAAGAAAUCUAAUAAUAAAAAAAUUACAAAAAUUAUAUAUGAAACUACAAAAACUAAUAAUUUAUAUAUAAAAUAAAAAUAGUGUAUAAUUUUAGUAAUUAAUUAAAAAAACAUCAACUACAACAACAACUAUAUAAUAAAUAUGUGGAUAAAGAUAAAAAGCAUACUAUUUAUAUAUACACAUACAUAUAAACAAAAAAACAUACAAAAUAAAAAAUAACAGUAAUUCUAAAAUAUAUUGACAAAUACAACAAACAAAACAAAAAAACCAACCACAUGAAGUGCUGCUCUACUGUUAAAAUUUGAAAUGCAAUUCAUUAAUAAGAACAUAACAGAACAAAAUUUCAAAAUUUCAUAUUUUGACAGUAGUACUCUUAUUCUCAAUUUAUAUACAAAGCAAAAAAUAAAACAAACAUACAUAAAUAAACCUCAAGCCUCCACACAAAGUGAAAUAAUUCAAUUGAAAUUAAUAUAAAUAAAAAAUAAAACAAACCUAGUUUUAUAGUUUAACUUAUAAAUAAAAUAAAAAGCAAAAAAAAAAAAUGAAAAUAUUGAUAAAUUCUUACAUAAAAAUGAAUUAAACAAAUUAAAAUUGAUUUAUUCUUUUUUUUUUCAACUUAAUUUUUAGUUUAAAUAUAUAUUUUUUUUAAUUACAAACAUAAAAAAUGUUAUUAAAAUUAGUUUCAUAGCUGUUUUUUUUAGCAAGAAAACUAUAAAUUUUAAGUAGUUUCAAAAUUAUUUUUUUAGUUUUCUAUCUUAAAAAACAGAAAAAACAUUAUUAUUUUAUUAUAAAAAUAAACAUUUAUUUUUUCUACUUUAUAAUACUUUAUGAUUAGAGAAAUGCCAUUUUUAUAACUAAAUAAAUAAAAAUAAAAAACAUGAACAUUUGAAAUAAAAAAAACCCACAA